CCCAACCAUAGCAUGUGUCUUUAAAAGAUAUCCAAAGCUAUGUUUGACCUCAAACAGAUAUCUAGAUUGGGGCUGGUAGUAGCUGUAGUUGCUCUUGUUGUUGCUGUUGUUUUUACACAGCAGCAACAGCAACAACAAUGCCCUAUGACCAUCAUUUCACAGUCGUGCUCUCAAACAUAACAUUGCAGUUGUAAUAUUGCCAGACUGAAGUUAUAUCUGUCUCUGUGUGUUUGCUAAGAAGCAGCUCUACAUCUCCGCAGAGCUGCACAUGUGAAAAAGGAGAGCAAAGAAUCCAGCGCACAUCCAAUUUCCUCCUCUUCCUUGCAAGUAGCAUGCUUGUUUCCCUCAUGCCACUUGUGCAGGCGGCCCUGUGGACACGGUCAAUAAGGAGCUGCUGGUGUCCUCUUGCAUCCCCUCUGGCCUAAUGACAACCUCUGGCAGCGAGCCAGGACUUUGCACAGAGGACACGGAGCGCAUUGGAGGAGUUGGCGAAGCUUCUUCUCUGGUCUGCUUUGGAAACUGUCAGGCAAUUGUGGAUCUGGCUUUAAGAAGAAAUAAGGACCCCUCUCACUCCUCCUAUGCUCCCUCUCCCUCCCUCCCCUUUUCUUUCUUUCCCUCCUGACAAUCCCUCCCUUUCUCAGUGGUGCAAAGGAUUUCUUUUUUUUCCAGAAAGCAGUGUCUCUGAGGAAGAGGGAGCGAAAGCGAGAGAGGGACAGGCUGCUUCCAGGAUUCUGCUCGAGCCAAGAUGGGAAUGUAGUCUGUGGUAUUUCACAGCGCAGCUUCUCAGACGAAACUAGAAGCGUAGAAUAUUUGCUACGAAAGAAGAAGAAAGAGAAGGAGAAUUGUACAUCUCCCCACCUCCUGGGAUCGCACAGGAAAUUGUGAGGUUGUCUUUUCACUUAGUCAGUGCUGCACAUUGUUUUGAUAUUUCUCCUUAGCCUCAUCCCCCUCUCUCCCUCCCUUCUUUUAACUUCCAACUCCCAUCUUUAUUUCCACCCAUCCCACACCCUUCUCUGGGCUAGAGGCUUUUGCUUUGACUGUGGGGUUUGCGCCGGAGAAAACUAGUGAGGAGGGGCUGAAGUAUCUCUUCUCCGCUGGAAGUGGUAGACGACGAUUUGUGCUGGUUACUUGAGCUUUUAACUGGGAAUUUUUGAAUUCCCUUCUUUGGAUUGUCUGUCUGGACAAAAGAAGAUUUUUCUCCUUUGGGGAAGUCAGUCAGAGAAUAAGAGAGACGAGACCGUUUCCAUGAUGAGCUGGGGUGGAUUGCAGAUGGAACGGGGUUAUAUUUUUGGAUUCUGUUGCUUAGUUCUUUUGGAUCCAGGACAGGUUUGGACUGGGAAUCCCAGUACCCAGAAACCUGAGCCAGAAGCGCAAAUUGAAGUCAACAGCAACGCCAGCUUUGGCCCCACUUUGGAGGACACUGCUGUGGCCACCACUGAGGCCAUACUUGGGGGCGAUCGGUGCCUUGGUUAUUACGAUGUCAUGGGUCAGUGGGACCCACCCUUUAACUGCAAUUCUGGGAUCUACAAGUUUUGUUGCGGGACCUGUGGUUAUCGCUUUUGUUGCCAGUUCACAACUGGGCGACUGGACCAAAGUGGCUGUACCAAUUAUGACAGGCCAGAAUGGAUCAACACAGGCCAACCACCACCUCAGGUGGACGAGACCCCCGAGAACCCCACACGGGACAAGACCAACAUGAUUGUAUACAUCAUCUGUGGUGUGGUGGCCAUCAUGGUGCUGGUAGGCAUCUUUACAAAGUUGGGACUGGAGAAAUCACAGAGCCCUCAGGCAGAGAUGACCAUGUCCAGGACGCUCACGGAUCUCCUGAAACAGCCAGGAGGACAUGGACCAUCUGACAUCUUGCCAGAGAGCCACAUUGGCAGUGUGCAGGUCCAGAUUAGUGAUGGGUUUUCUCGAUCUCCCAGGAAUAGCACAGACAAGAACCACUUGAACAACGCUGUGGUUAACCCCUCCAGCGUCUCACAGAUUGGGCUGUCGCAUUCACACAACAACCGGCUGCAAAUGGCAAGCACGCUGCCACACCAAGCGCCCGACUAUGCCAAGUAUGCAACUCUCAAGGCUGUAGAAAGUGCUCCUGAGGAAUUCUACAAGCGGUUUCCUGUGGUGGACAUGCCGCCAUCAGCUACGCUGUCCUUCCCUCCCUUGACGCUACACCAGAAAGACGUUUCUCCCUUUCAGGACGGCUGUGCUCUGAUUGGCUUGGCAACACCAGGACAGAAGGCCAAAGUGAUGAAAGCCAGUGCCCACACACUGGCAGGCAGCCCGGCCUUCAAACCAGGGUGGGAUCCCAACCACCCUGACCUUCGACGGCAGGCCUACACCACCAAGCGCCAGUUCAGCAUCGAGAAGCUCCCAGAGGUCUUCAGCCAGACGCCCACCCACUAUGCCCAGCAGCAGCGGCCCUUCUCCACCAACAGCAAGACGGAAGUCACUGUCUAGAGCAGACCUCCUCCUCAAUCUCCCCUCCCUUUGAAAUAUUCAAGCAGCCUGUGAGGUGCGGCCUGCCUUGUCAAGCUGGAGCACCUAGUGUUGACUUGGCAGAGCGGCUCCCUCCUCUCGGCUGGCACUGCUAGGUUCUGUCAGAGAGCGAGGGAAUUAGGAAGGAAGCUUGGCCACCGGUGCUGAGGGAUCAUCUGCGGCUCCUAACAGAACUUGCCCAUUUGCUGUGGCCCUCUGUUUUCUGCAUCCUGACAGAACUCGGCCAGCAUGCGUGGUGAAACCGGCAUGCAUGUCGCUCCACACUUCGAUGCACGACUCUUGUUUGUAGCUCACGUCUUCAUCACAUCGCACAUCCCAGAAUGGUCAGCAUCCACCGGAAACCUGAGGACUCCACUACCGUUCUGCAUGGAGAUGCAUCAAAGGGAAAGUUGGCGGGGUGGUAAAUAAAAUAUAUCAUUCUUUUCCCUUUGCCAAGAAAGGACAA
Molecule: messenger RNA, 2944 nt
Organism: Podarcis raffonei (Aeolian wall lizard)
Lineage: Eukaryota; Metazoa; Chordata; Lepidosauria; Squamata; Lacertidae
Gene: SHISA8
Product: shisa family member 8
Exons: 4
Coding region: 1246-2460 (404 amino acids)
Biological process (GO): regulation of AMPA receptor activity; regulation of short-term neuronal synaptic plasticity
Cellular component (GO): AMPA glutamate receptor complex; postsynaptic density; postsynaptic membrane
Source: RefSeq, a predicted model, not a curated record